Molecule: messenger RNA, 1718 nt
Organism: Periophthalmus magnuspinnatus
Lineage: Eukaryota; Metazoa; Chordata; Actinopteri; Gobiiformes; Gobiidae
Gene: tbxas1
Product: thromboxane A synthase 1 (platelet)
Exons: 14
Coding region: 65-1708 (547 amino acids)
Molecular function (GO): heme binding; oxidoreductase activity, acting on paired donors, with incorporation or reduction of molecular oxygen; iron ion binding
Source: RefSeq, a predicted model, not a curated record
GCAUUCUGGGUAAAACUCACACAAGCUACAGCCGCAUCUGAGGUGAUGUGAGGUGAAGUUCCUGAUGGAUUUCUCAAACACAUUAUCCACAGAUAUCAGCGGGUGGCCGGUGACAUUUGGCCUGUUCGUCCUUUUCCUCAGUCUUGUCUAUUGGUAUUCCAUUUACCCUUUUUCUGUGCUGUCAGAAUGUGGCAUCAGACACCCCAAACCUAUGCCCUUUUUGGGGAACCUUUUUCUAUUUCGGGAAGGCUUCUAUAACGCUCUGACUGAUCUCAUAAAAACACAUGGGCGAGUUUGUGGGUAUUACAUGGGCCGCAGAGCGGUGGUGGUGAUCGCUGACCCUGACAUGCUUAAAGAGGUGCUGGUCCGAGACUUCAGCAACUUCCCCAAUAGAAAUUCUUUUCGAUUUGCCACCAAGCCCAUGAGCGACUGCCUGCUGCUGUUAAAGAACGAUGAGUGGAAAAGAGUGCGGAGCAUCCUCACGCCUUCUUUUAGUGCAGCUAAAAUGAAAGAGAUGGUUCCUCUCAUCAACACAACCACUAAUGCUCUGAUGGACAACCUGAAUGUGUACGCUGAGUCAAAUGAGGCCUUUGACAUCCACAAAUGCUUCGGCUGCUUCACCAUGGACGUCAUUGCCAGUGUGGCGUUUGGCACUCAGGUGGACUCCCAGAACAACCCUGACGACCCGUUUGUGCGUCACGCUCAGAUGUUUUUCUCCUUCUCUUUCUUCAGACCCAUCAUGCUCUUUUUCAUCGCCUUUCCUCAUAUUUUCAGCCCGUUCAUAAGGGUCAUCCCGAACAAAAGACGCACCCAGAUGAACCAGUUCUUCAUCAGCACCAUUCGAAAGAUCAUUCUGCAGAGAGAGGAGCAGCCUCCAGAGCAGAGACGCAGAGAUUUCCUCCAGCUGAUGUUGGACGCCCGCAGCAGAGGCGACGAGAGCGUGUCUCUGGAGCACUUUGACACCGGGGUCCACAGUGAUGACGGCGGCGCUCAAACCUCAGCUUCAUUAAACACAGACAGCACCAGGAGCUCGCGGUCUCACAGAAAGACCAUGUCCGAGGACGAGGUCAUCGGUCAGGCCUUUGUCUUCCUUUUGGCCGGUUAUGAAACCAGCAGUAACACGCUGGCCUUCACCUGCUACCUGCUGGCUCUGCACCCCGAGUGUCAGAGCAGGCUGCAGGACGAGGUCGACCACUUCUACUGUCGACACGAGUCACCUGAUUACACAAACGUACAAGAGCUGAAGUAUUUAGACAUGGUCAUAAGUGAAUCUCUGCGCAUGUACCCACCUGGAUUCAGGUUUGCUCGGGACAUUGAACACGACUCCGUGGUCAAUGGGCAGCGUUUACCUAAAGGCGCCUGGUUAGAAAUCCCAGCAGGUUUUCUCCACUACGACCCCGAGCACUGGACCGAGCCGGAGAAGUUUAUCCCCGAGAGGUUCACUCCAGAGGCAAAGGCCGGUCGUCAUCCGUUUGUUUACCUUCCGUUCGGGGCUGGUCCUCGUAACUGCGUGGGCAUGAGGCUCGCCCAGCUGGAGAUAAAAAUAGCUUUAGUGAGUUUGUUUCGCAGGUUUAGCGUCGUGACCUGCGCUGAAACAAAGGUUCCACUUGAGCUGAAGUCUUCGAGCACUCUGGGUCCCAAAAAUGGCAUCUAUGUGAAAAUUGUGAAGAGGGAGACGAGUGCAGAGUCUCAACAGAUCAGCACGUAACAGAAAUGUA